CUUUAUUAUAUGGGACUUCAGUGUGCUAAAUAAAAAGAGAAAAAACCAGUCAAAGAAAUAGAAAUAAAAUAAUCAGACAGCACUCCUUAAACUCUAAGUACCACAAAAGAAGCCAUUGAUUUUGUUGAAAGCUAAUCAUUAGCUAAUGUGAUGAGAACAAAACCAGUCAAAGAAUAUUUAGCAGAAUAGAUAGCAAAAAAUUAAAUCUAUGUUGAUUCAUGUGAUAUUUUGGCAUAUAAAAUUGAAAGCAAAUCAUAAUUGAUACUACGAUCUUAUAAUAACUAUACUGAGAAAGCUUUAAAAAUUAAAUCAAAAGUGUUAGAAUAUUACAGAAAUGAAUACAUAAACUAUAUCAAUUCUAAAAAUGAUACUCCUUAAAAUAGAGACUUAAUCAUUAAGGAAACUAUUUAAGUAAACUCUAUCUAAUAUCGUAUAAUAGUUACUUGUAGAAACAUCUGUCAUUCUUAAUUGUUUAAUGGAUAAAAACUUUGAUGACGACACUGAAUUAUGGUGGGGAAAUGACUAUUAUUGUGAUCGUAUUAAAGCAUUAGCUCUUACUGCUGAUACUUCAGAAAAUAUAGACCCUAUUACCAAUCCAAUAUUAUAAUAUUUAAAUGCUUUAAAAGCCAGAAUAAUAUAAGUUAUUCCUCUUUUACCAAGCUAACCUAAAUCUAUUGCAAACAGUGUAGCUAUUACCAAUGUUCAUUUGACUUAAUUUUACAAAGAUUUAAAACUAGAAUUUGCAAAGGAUGUAGAAGAAGAAGUCAACUGCUGAAUAUUUUAUAUUAUUAUAAGC
Molecule: messenger RNA, 796 nt
Organism: Paramecium sonneborni
Lineage: Eukaryota; Ciliophora; Oligohymenophorea; Peniculida; Parameciidae
Source: the annotation of a GenBank genome assembly